Scedosporium apiospermum is the source of this 2160-nucleotide messenger RNA. RefSeq lists its product as uncharacterized. Lineage: Eukaryota; Fungi; Ascomycota; Sordariomycetes; Microascales; Microascaceae. Bases 1 to 2160 code for a protein of 719 amino acids. The transcript has 10 exons. The record is from RefSeq and is a predicted model, not a curated record.
AUGGAUUCCAGCUUCGAAAAUGCCCUCAUCAAGUUUCGAGCGAGUCUCACGGAAAGGCAAGCACGCGAUUUUGCGACCUGCACACGUGAGGAUGUCGCGAAAGCCAUUGAGGAUAUUCAAGUACGCCUCGGCUCCGAAAGACGUCUCAGGAAUAUGAGAAAAAUAGCCAAAUUCAUCGAAGCAAUGUCUGAACUAGGGAAGGUGGUGGAGGUCUUUCUGAAUGUUGCGAAUGCAGUAGCCUUCGUCUGGGGACCGAUCAAGUUCGUUCUGGUCGCCGCCAAUGAGAAAUUGAGCGUCGUCAUCUCAGAAGUCGGGGAGUUCCGUGAAUCUAUCGAGGGAAAACUUGAAGCUCUGUCCGUCCAGAUGAAGAGGCUUCAGUUACACGAAAAGGAACAAGAGACACUCGAGCUGCAAGAGCAACGUCGCCACCGCUUAGAGUUCAUCCUCAGCAAAUUUAACGUAGCCGACUACCAGUCGGAUCUCAAGCGUAGCCGAGAUGAGCGGCUUUAUCGGAGCUCUUCCGGUGCCUGGAUCUUUGGCCAUCGUACCUUCAAAGAAUGGGCUGAUUUAAAAUCUCCACGGCAUAGUGUGCUGUUUAUGAGCGGCAUUCCUGGAGCAGGCAAAACUGUUCUGGUCUCCCGAGUUGUGCAGCACCUGAGGCAACUCCGGUCCGACAACUCUACUCAAGGCCCCGAUUUCUCCGUUAUAAAUUUCUAUUUCAGAUCACAACUCGUCCAUCAGGACAGCGUUGUUCUAGAGCAAACCUACCAGCGAUGUCUAGCCCUCAACCAGCAACAAAUUCAUUCUUCGGAUACGAUCCGCGAUCUAGCCUCCGUUGCUCUCAAUUCUCAGAAGAUGUGCUUCGUGAUUAUCGAUGGCUUGGACGAAUGCCGCAGCGACUCAUCCCGCAGCCCAUCCGAGGAACAGGAGGAACAGGAGGAUGUCAUUAACUGGUUCCGCGAUGUAAUGGCAGGCCAGGAUCCCGAGGGCUCACAAACGUGCAUACGGCUCUUUGUUUCUGGACGGCGAAACGGCGUUUUGGAGGAACACCUCAGUUCAUCUCCGUUUAUUCAGCUAGAGGCGGCGGCAGAACAUUCCCAGGACAUAGAGACCUAUGCAGAACGCCGAUCUGUCGAAAUAUAUCCAGGCAUGUUUCUCUACGCAAAGAUCGUCCUUGGCAACCUGUUCGCUCAGAUUUCGGCCUCUAAAUUCGAACGAGAGCUAAAGGCAGAACACUUCCCAAAAGGCCUCGACGAAGCAUACAAGCGUGUUGCUGUUCGAGUUUUCGAGAACCCUGAGGAGCAAGAGAGAAUAGCAGCCGAGUCUAUUCUUAGCUUGGUUAUCUGCGCCCAACGUCCUCUUAUGUGGAGGGAGAUUCAAAGCAUAUUUUGCAUCAACAUUGACGCCGAGAUAGCCGAUGCCGACGAGCAAUUAUCCGUUUCAUGCAAGCAUCUGUGUGACUGCUUAGUGGACAUUGGGAGGAGCCGUGUCUCUGAAUUGGGGCCUGAUGACACGGUAGAGCUCGUACAUCAUACCGCAAAACAAUACCUCGUCGAGAGUGGAAGGUUGUGCGUAGCCAGGGAAAAUGCCAGGAUGGCACUAUUCUGCUCGCGUUACCUUUCAUCUUCGCCUUUCGCCCUCGGCCUCUCCACUAGUGAGAUUACGAAGCACGCGAUGACGGGAUAUUACGGAUUCCAAGACUAUGCAGCGGCGUUCUGGUGGAAACAUGCCCGUCUCGUAAUAGACAAAGCAGCAGAGAUCGGCAAAGACCUUUACCACCUGACCUUGCAGGCGGUAGCAGAAGCCAUGACGGAAUACGGCGACUGCAAGGAUAGACUGUCACCAGACCGAAAUAGGUGCCUCACUGAUGCUGUGCAAGCUAUUCUUAUGGGCUCAGCCACAGAUGCCCGUGAAUGGGAGAGUAACUUCAAGAUCGAACUUCGGACGCGAGAGAUUAGAAACGGAAUCGAGACCCUAUUGGGAGAGAGAGGCUCUGCGGAGACAAGCGAUUCUGUCCUAAUGUUAGCCGUGAAGACCGGCAUCGACAUCUUCUCGAGCAUGAUCGGCCGUUUCGAUGUUCUGUGGAAGGCUGCUAUGGGAAUGAAAUCGGAUUCUUCUCACGGGCUGACCUGGAUGAACAUUCUGAAAGAUUCCAUCUGA